AUGGUCCAGAUCCCUACAUGGAUGACAGAUCCGGGUAAGUGGGAUCCACAGACCCGUCGCGUCAGAGCCGCAUGGCAUGAGACCCUCGGGAAUGUGCCCUACGCUGGCAAGGGCCCCUACAAGGUGCCCAUUUGUGAGCUUGACGCAUGGCUCCUGCUUCGCGGGGACAAGAUCAUGGUCCCUUCCAAACCCAGCGAGAACCGUGGUGCGCGUCUUCAUCUUAAUCGAGAUAAAGUCGGCCAGCAUCAAAUGAAUCGACGGUUCGAUGCAUACUGCUACGUACGUAAGAAUCUCGACCAGCAGGACAAGCGCAACGACGAGGAUCGAACUCCUAACCCUCGUCCCAACGCCAAGACCGGGGCUCGCCGUCCCUAUCCUGCUGUUUCUGGCCUAGUGCCAGGCCGGCCUGCUCAACAGGCCAACGCUCAACCGACUCCCAACGGGAUCGGUCAAGCACUUGUUGGGCAGGACCAGGCGACACAGGAUGGUGGACUUGCCCAGCCGCCGACCGUCACGGGCCCUCCUGCCUAUGGGGUGGCACAUUACCCCAAUCCUCACCAGUAUCCCAACGUCAUGGGUGCUGGUAUCAUGCCGCAACUGUCUGCACAGCAGAUGACCGCCGAUGUCUUCCCUGAGGAGACCGCUCAUUUGCGCAUGUUGGAUCCUCAUGCCUACGGUGUGGCACAAUACCCCUAUCCUCACCAGCAUCCCACUCACAUGGGUACUGGUUUCAUGCCGCAGUGGCCUGCACAGCAGGUCAACGACAGCACCCUGCCCCUGGGAAUGGCUCAAACCCAGUGGAUGCCUGGCAUGCAUAUGGCCGACCAGUAUCCCGCCUUCACGGGUGCUGGCGAAAUGCCACAACUGCCUUCGCAGGAGGUCCAUCAUCUGCCACCCUCGCUUGGGACGGGUGAACAGCUUACCGGGUUGGAGACGGCGCCGGAGCCUUGUUGGGAGACUGACUUCAUGAACGAAGACUUCUCCACCAGUCUUCCCAACGAUGCUGCCGGUUCUGAUGGGACGCUUGUCGCCCCACAGGCCUCUCCAGACCUUGCUGUAGCGGACGCUGAGACGGCAGAGGCUGUCGCCCUCUUAGCUAAUGAGAAUGGGUAUUGGGACGAAUCGACCUUGAGGGCGGUCCAAGAGUGGAACGAGAGUUUCCCGCACCAGUAG
Messenger RNA from Recurvomyces mirabilis, 1173 nucleotides. RefSeq lists its product as uncharacterized. Lineage: Eukaryota; Fungi; Ascomycota; Dothideomycetes; Mycosphaerellales; Teratosphaeriaceae. The transcript has a single exon. The coding region runs from base 1 to 1173 and encodes 390 amino acids. The record is from RefSeq and is a predicted model, not a curated record.